Raphanus sativus (radish) is the source of this 1572-nucleotide messenger RNA. RefSeq lists its product as uncharacterized. Bases 116 to 1312 code for a protein of 398 amino acids. The record is from RefSeq and is a predicted model, not a curated record. The transcript is spliced from 2 exons. NCBI's taxonomy places the organism in Eukaryota, Viridiplantae, Streptophyta, Magnoliopsida, Brassicales, Brassicaceae. Gene Ontology annotation, molecular function: zinc ion binding; nucleic acid binding.
UUUCAUUAGCUUGUUAUGGUAUCAGAGCCACACAAAUAACUUUUCCGCAAAGCUAAUAAACCUACAAACCAUCGAUAACAAAUUGUUACGAUGAGAUUACUUUUAUUCGACUAUCAUGGCGUCACCGAAGUCAACUGCGAUUACUGAUCCAACGGCUGCUGGAAGCGCCACGAACUUGCUUGUCUCUCCGUACUAUCUUCAUCCGUCGGAGAAUACAGGACAAGCUUUGACACCCAUUCUUCUGAAUGGAGCAAACUAUGAGCGAUGGGCAAAGCUGAUGCUCCACUCGCUUAGAGCGAAGCGAAAACAGGGUUUUGUUGAUGGAACACUUAAGAGACCAGUCAACAAGCCUGAAGAAGAAGAGAAGUGGGACAUGGUAAAUUCCAUGAUCAUUGGAUGGAUCUACAGCAGUGUUGAGACGAAGCUGAGACCAUCAAUAUCUCUCGUUGAAAGUGCAAAAGUCAUGUGGGGGAGCCUUCAGCGACGGUUCUCAGUGAAUGAUGACACUCGCAUCCAUCAACUUCAUGCUGACAUUGCAUCUUGCAAGCAGAAUGGAGACGAGGUGGAAGUGUAUUUUGGUAGAUUGAAGGUCAUGUGGGAUGAUCUUGCAGAUUUGGACAAAGGAUUUUCCUGCUGCUGUGGAGAUCCAGAAUGUUCAUCGAUGACCAAGUAUGAGAAGAAAGAAGAAAAGAUAAGAGUUCAUCAAUUUCUUAUUGGGUUGGACAGCUCACGAUUUGGCGUUGCAAGGUCAAACAUGUUGAGCAGACAAACUGAACUCAAUCUUGAGUCUGUGUACUCGCAAAUCAUUCAAGAAGAACGUCAUCUAAGUGCUAUGCGUAAUGACGAGAAGACGCCUGUUCUUGGAAUGUCCGCAACAACACAAUCUCCUCAAGCUAUGACAAAUGCUCAAGCUGCAGCUGUAAGGUUUGCAAAAAACAACUCGGUCUGCUCACACUGUGGAAAGCAAGGACAUGAAGCCAGCCAAUGCUUCCAAGUGAUUGGAUAUCCAGAAUGGUGGGGAGACAAGACUGCAAAACCUGCAACUGGUAGAGGAAAUGACAGAGGAGGAAGAAGAAGAGGACAUGACAUACAAGGUGGCAGAGGACGUGGGGGUCGUGGAUCAGGCUCUCGUGCAUAUAACACCAAUGUUGAUGCAUCUGGCGUGUCUCCAGGACAAACGCCUGGCUUUCCAAAUUUCACACAAGAACAGUGGAACACAUUGACUCAGUUUGUGAGUUCACAGAAAGCGGCAUCAACAAACAAUGAGAAGCUAAUGGGACCUCGCCUCGAAGACUUUGAUUGGUGCGGGUGAAGAGCAUAAUGGGAUUUUUCGGUAUGUGGGGGCUCUGGCGAUUCAAGCAAAUCACGUGAGGUCACACCAAUCACGAGACUUGUGGCAUGCACGCAUGGGUCAUCCAUCUUCUGCUGUUCUUUCGGUUUUAUCUUCAGUUGUUGGUUUUAAGAAUAAUAUUGGUGUUUUAGAGAGCUCUUGUGGUACUUGUCACUUGGCUAAACAAACUCGAGAUGUGUUUCCAGUUAGCAUUAAUAAAGUUGAUGAUUGUUUCUCUUUGA